Salvia miltiorrhiza (redroot sage) is the source of this 1663-nucleotide messenger RNA. RefSeq lists its product as uncharacterized. Gene Ontology annotation, molecular function: protein binding. The transcript is spliced from 4 exons. The record is from RefSeq and is a predicted model, not a curated record. NCBI's taxonomy places the organism in Eukaryota, Viridiplantae, Streptophyta, Magnoliopsida, Lamiales, Lamiaceae. Bases 121 to 1575 code for a protein of 484 amino acids.
AGCUUCUACAACUUCUCUUCAGCGUCUCCAAGUCCAACAGUUGUUCUUCUCGUAAUAUAAAUCUUACUAUAAUCUUUACUGUUCCUUUUUGCAAUUUUCAGAAAUUGAAAAGGUGUAAGAAUGCUGAAAGAGAAGCGGGAGCGAUUGGCCACCUCUACAGAUGUAUCCAAGGUUGAUCGAAUUAGCGUGCUACCGAAAGAAAUAUUAGGGUUGAUAUUGUCUUUGUUGACGGCCAAGGAACCUACUGCGACUAGCAUACUUUGUAGUUCAUGGAGAUACUUGUGGGCCUUAACUUUUAAGACGACGAUGGAUUUUGAUGGCACACAAUCAUUACAUAAGAUUAUUAGAUUUAUGGAAAAUUUUGGAUACACGAGUCCAUCACUGAGGAAGGCUUGUAUAGGGCCAUUGGAAGAGGAAAGGCGUAAGUUUGUUACAUGGGUUGAUCACGUUAUAGUGUCGAACCAGCGUUUGGAUCAGAGGUCCAAUCUCGAGGAAUUCAAAGUGUAUUUCGAUCUAAAUCAAACUCAUAGAGAAAGGAUUGAUGAUUGGCUCACCUAUGCUUUCAGUAGGAAGGUUGAGAGGUUGGAGUUGAGCUUAACCUCUUUAACAAAGGGUGUUUUUAGCUUCCUCGGUUAUCCUCAUUUGUAUUACGAGUUUCCGUAUAAAAGGGGGAAUUUGCCGAAUAAUUUUGAGGUGCUUAAGAAGCUAUGUUUGCAUUUUGUGAGUGUGAGCGGUGAAGUUGUGCAGUUGUUUCUGGAGAAGUGCCCUCUGCUCGAACAAAUGUCGGUGUCUCUAUCCCAAGCACUUUUGUCUCUGGAGAUUGUUGCGACUUUCCCCUCGUUUAAAUGCCUUGAAAUAAGCUCGUGCCACAAACUCAAAUCAGUCGUGCUUCGGGAUUCAAAUGUUGCCACUGUAAAGUACGGCGGCAAGAUCAUACCAUUUGUGUUCGUCAACGUGCCUCUCCUUACUCAACUUUGGAUCAACUCAUUGGCUGAUGGUCAAUUGAAAGAUUUUUUUGGCAUGUUUUCGCCUGUGCUUCCACAGUUAGAGAUGUUGAAAAUAUAUUCUUUCCACAUACAAUGGCAGGAAUCAACGGAGUUCGUUUCAGCGUUUAAGAUGCGUAACCUUAAGCAAUUGGUGGUGAACGUUAAGUUGUCUUGCAGAGCCAUAUAUUCACUCUUUCCCUCUGUUAAUUUAAUAAAUGCAGCACCUUCCUUGCAGAGAUUUGUGGUGGAGGCUGAACAUCAAGAUAGCGAGAAAGACGAGUCGUUUGAUGUUGCUGUUGCUAGAACUUUUACUCAACUCAUUCAGAGGGCCAAUAUUGUUCAAAUUAAGGAAGUCGAAUUUGUUGGUUACCGUGGCGUGUUUAAUCAUCUAGAGUUGAUUAAGUACUUUGUGGAGAAGGAUGUUGCACUAGAAAAUAUAAUUAUUGAUCCACGGAGUUUUAAGUUUCAGCUGCAUCGGCGGUGGGAUCGCAUUUAUCUACACAAGGCUGAAGAUGAAGUAUUUGCGAGGGUUGCAAAGGAGCAGCUUAAAGAGCAUGUCCCUUCAAGAAUAAAUGUGAAAAUCCUUUAGUUUUUUAUACUCGUUAUUUGUGGUGCGAAUUGCGAAACUAUGUGGGUUGAUAAGUGUAAUGAAUAUAUCGAAAAGAUGAUUGAAUAUA